This is a messenger RNA of Podarcis lilfordi (Lilford's wall lizard), 10518 nucleotides long. Lineage: Eukaryota; Metazoa; Chordata; Lepidosauria; Squamata; Lacertidae. The record is from the annotation of a GenBank genome assembly.
AGCGCUCAACCUGGUGUGGUGGGGGAGGGGCGCCGCGGCGCUGCUCGUUCUUGCGGGGAGGGGGCGGGGGACGAAGGCGGCUCUUUCUACCUCAGGCGAGCUGCCUCGUCCGCGAGGAGGAGGAGGCGGGUCUCCUGGGCGCCUCGGGAGGGGCUGGAAAAACCCUUUUCAAGUGAAUGAGCUAAGGGGCAGCGCAGGUGUCCUCCUGGCUAUGGCUCCGUCGACGGGUUGUAGAUAAAACCCGCUCGCCUCCCUUCCCUUCAUGGCUGCCCUGGUGUUCUGCAAUGCUUGCUUCCAGAAGCCCCAAAGAGCCGCCCAAAAGUUCUGCCUGACCAACUGCGGCCAUGUUGUCUGUGAGCAGUGCCUCCGGAAAGGUAGCCUCCCUAUUCUACAAAUAGCUACUUUUGCAAGAACAUACACGAAUUGAGGGAGUCUUGCCUCUUAGGACAGGUGUGCUGAGCCUUUGGCCCUCCAGGUGUUGCUGGACUACAGCACCCAUCAGCCUCAGCAAGCAUAGCCAACAGCCAGGGAUGAUGGGAGUUGUAGUUCAACAAAACAUGGAAGUGCCCCCCCACAGCUGCUCUAAAGGAAUAUUAUGUUAAGGAACCUCAAGUGAUAGGUCAAAGGCAGAACCUCAGUAUGAACCCAAGUCUACUUUUUAAUUCUCAAGGCAGUUCAUGGCACAGGGUACUGGCAGUUAUUGGAGGGAGGGUCCUUCAUAAAAAUUGGACCUACAAACUCGCCCUGAAGUAGCUGCAGCAAUGCAAACUGUGGCAUAUGCCAUUCUCAAUCUAAGGCAUCCUCACUUCUAACCUUAAAAUGUCUCCUUUUUGUGUCAACAAGCUUGUCCGUUGUGUCCAAUAGUAUUAAGCUUUUAAGAUCCAAUAGUAUUAAGCUUUUAAGAUGAGCUUUUAAUUUAGAUUUAAGCUUUUAAUUGUUGUUCUGUAUUGUUUUUAAUAGUAUUUUAUCUCAUCGUGAAUUUUGUUGUAUACCACCCUCAGAUUUUGCAUGAGGGGUUAAUCUAUAAAUAAUUUUAUACUGUAAAUAAAUGUAUCUGAUCAGUGGGUAGAGUUGCAAGGCCUUAACAGCCUCCAUCUCAACUCUGUACUUUGAGAAACAAAUAUACUGUUGUUUCUUUCCUGUGGCUGAAAAGUCAUGAAGAUAUUGCUUAGGGGCACCAGUUAUUACAAUAACCAUUAUUUACUUAUCCCACUCAAUUUUUAUCAUUAGAACAUACAAAAUAAAUUAAAACCAUUUUAUUUAUGUGCAUCUGUCACAUUUUAAGAGUAACACCAGCAUUCUCCGUAUUUUAAGUCAGGCGGAUUUCAGUGGGAGUAUUGCAAUAUCUAGACUUAAAAUACAAUCAUCCUGUACAUGUCUACUCAAAAGUAGCUUCCAAUGGUGCUUACUCCCAGCUAAAUAGUUAUAGACUGCAGCCUUAACAUCCUGGCUUGAAUCCUGAAUUCUCCACUUGUAAUGCAAAAGCAUCCAUUCUGCAGAAUUCUGCUCACAGGAUGUCUUGCUGGCAAGUGAGGCGACUUUCAGCAGCAAAACCAACAAGAGUCUGGUAGCACCUUAAAGACUAAUAUAUGUUAUGCCUUAAUAGAUCUGUUUAUCUUUAAUGUGCAACAUAUGUAUGUAUUUAUGUAUGUAUUUAUGUAUUUAUAUUUUUAAUUCAUCAAAGGUUACAACACACAUUUGCUAAUCAAAAUAACAUUUACUAUGCAUUGAUCUUUAUUUUAUAGGUAAAAAAGAUGAGUGUGUGAUUUGCAGAGCUCCUUGUCGUACAAUAGUCCUUUCCAAAAAGGUACAGAAAAACAGUUGCUUGCAACUACAAUGUUUGAGGAUUUACAAAUGCUUAGUAACAUAAAUAUUUUUAUUGUUAUUUUAAAACUUAGUUAUUUUGUCCUGCUGAUUCCACUGGAACAUAAUCUUUUAAAAAGUGUGUUUUGAUUUUGAUCCCAGACCAACUACCUAGUUCUGUAACUAUUCUGUAACAAUUUUUUAUUAUUUAUAUGACUUACAUACCAGUUUCUGUAAAUAAUCUCUUAGUGGUUCACAAGAGAAACAUGCAAAAAAAAAAAAAAAAUGUACAGUGGAGUACUCAGGGUUGGUUGUAAAACCUUUGCUAGUAUAAUUCCAAUGUUGUGCUGGCACUGGGACCUAGAGCCUAGAUUAGUAUCGUGGUAGCACUUUGAGAUUGCUCUUUAUGUUCUGUGCUGUAUGCAAGACUGAGUGUUUUUGGUUUUGUUUUGCAAAGUAGCUUAUUUUUGUAUACAGUGGUGUCUCGGGUUACAGACGCUUCAGGUUACAGACUCCGCUAACCCAGAAAUAGUACCUCGGGUUAAGAACUUUGCUUCAGGAUGAGAACAGAAAUCACGUGGCGGCGGCGCGGUGGCAGUGGGAGGCCCCAUUAGCUAAAGUGGUACCUCAGGUUAAGAACAGUUUCAGGUUAAGAACAGACCUCCAGAACAAUUAAGUUCUUAACCUGAGGUACCACUGUAUUUCAAAAAGAUUGAUAUGCUUUGAAUGUUUUUUGGUCAUGUGUAAUAUGUUUCUCUGCAGGUGAAUUCAAAUAUCCAGUUGCUGUUUAUGGAAAUAGAUGGAUUAUGCAAAACAUAUUCCAAAGAAAUCACACAAGUGAGUUGUUUGUUAUCUAUUGGAGUGAUUUUUCAUCAGGAAUAUGCUAGAGAUGAUUUUCACCAUCAAAUUGUCACCAACCCAGAAGAAGAAAUUCUUUAAUGGAUUUGGUAUUGCCAAUGAAUAUAGAGUACAUCAUAUAGUUAUUAGAAAUUACUUAUAAUGUAAUAUUUUGUGCAAUAAAAUUGCAUUUUGGUAUAGAGCAUAGGUGUGAGAACUUUAAGUAUCUGAAGGUACCUGAAGAAGUGUGCAUGCACACGAAAGCUCAUACCAAUAACAACUUAGUUGGUCUCUAAGGUGCUACUGGAAGGAAUUUUUUUAUUUUGUUUCGACUACAGCAGACCAACACGGCUACCUACCUGUAAAUUAACACAGUUAUUCUCAUCUGAAUAAUUUUAGAGUUUAUUUCAUUUCUUACAUUAAUGGUUUUUUGCAAAAUUUAAAAUAUUUUAAUAAAAAUGUAGUUAAGUACUUGAAAUUAUAUAUAAUCCAGUAAUUAUGAAGUGGCCUUCAUAAUUUUAUCCAGCAAUUAAAAUUUCUCUGGUGUCCCCUCAAGAACAAUUCAAACUAGUUUGGAACUUGGCCUUUAGACAUGGGUGGUAUAUUAUCAGAUAUCAUGAAAAAGUUUCCUAAAAGGAUUUUUUAAAUGGUUCUUAGGAUAAAGGAGUGAACAGAAGGUUUCAUACACACAAGGCACUUCCCCAAAUAGGAGCAAAGGUACAGAAAAGAAAACUAGGUUUAACUGCAUCCAGUAUUUUGAUCAAAUUUACAGUUCUAUGCUGUAACUUUCUUGCAUAGAGACUUGUGUUGAUUCAUUUCCCUCCUGUAUGGCGGUGUGUCUCUUUGUCUUGCUCCUCCUUUAAUCUGAAUCUCAAAGAAGUUCCUGACUAAUUAUAGCCUGCAGAUGCCUUUGAUUUGUAUUGCAGUACAAAGGCUUCAAAGAAACAAUGGCUACUGUCCUUGAUAGACAGGGUUUAAUUAUGACAAACUUUUCUAAUUAAAAAGUGACAUCUAUCAACUUGUUUUUUCAGAUGGGCAAAGCUGUGAGACAGCCAGCAACUUAAACCCAUAAUCUCCAAACAAAUACAAACAAUAUUUUUAAUCAGCUCACUUUCUUCUCAGUUCUUAAUGUGCAUGCACACACACAAUAUUCUCAAUAGACACUUGAGUGCUGCCACAUGUGGAGGCCUUGAGACGAGCAGUUCACUGAGUGAUCCAUUGUGAAGUAUGAGAGGUUCUGUCCUUUAGCAUUUUGAAUGGCCAGACCAGGCCCAAUGGUAAAAUGGCAUGGGAACAUCAUGCUGGAUGCCAUUGAAGAGUCGUUCUGCAACUUAAGUUUCUUGCUUGGAGAGAACAGAAUAGUGGCCUUAGAGUGAACUGGCUCUGGAAAAGUAUGCAUACUUGCUGCUGUAUUAAAAGAAAGGUUAUGAUAAUUAGCAUUAGGUAUAUAGUUUCUCUUAUUUUUUAUUGUUGUUCAUCUAGUUGUUCAUCAUGGCAACAUAAUUGAAUGACAUGUAAUCCUAUUUUUCUUCCUUUCUAGAUUGCCCAUUUCCAAGAAAAACACAGAAGACGGUUAUUAGCAAACUACAAAGGAAAGGUAUUGUUAUAUAUAUAUAUAUAUUUAUACCCCCUUUCCCCCCUGAUGGGACUCAAAACAACUUACAGAUAAAAACAAGAACUACUAAAAACAUAGAAAAAUAAAUCAUUAAAAUGCAAUUGAACACUGAUUAAAACGAUAUAUAUAUAUAUAUAUAUAUAAAAUCUGUGUGAAACAUGUCCACAAUUACAAUAAAAACAGCACGGCCCCAGCCCUUUCAUUAAAAGCAGACAGUUCUCCAAAGCCUGUUGUUUCAAGAUAGUCUUCACUUGCUAGCGGAAGGACAGCAAGGAGGGAGCCAGUCUAGCUUCCCUAGGGAAGGCAGUUCCAAAGUUUGGAAGCAGCCACCGAGAAGGCCCUCUCCCACAUCCCCACCAAGUGUGCCUGUGAGGGUGGUGGGACUGAGAGAAGGGCCUCCCUCAAAGCUACCUUGAUUCUAGUUGAUUUGAAAUACUGGAGGGAGGUUAGAGGAAGUUAUAUUUAUAGAUUUAUAUUAUACUACUAAAAUGCAACAGAUUGACUUACACAUUUGUAUUAUUAAUAUUACAUUACCGUAUUGGCCUGAAUAUAAGCUGCACUCCCCCCCCCCCCCCAAUUCUGCCUGUGCGGCUUAUAUCCGCAACCAUAUGCUGCUGGCAAAGCGGCACAGCUCCCCCCCAGAAGCAGCCCAGAUAUUGUCUUUAUUUCUUUUUCCCUCUUCAAUUUUAAAGGUGCAGCUUAUUUGUGGGUGCGGCUUAUAUUCGGGCCAGUACGGUACAUGUCAAGAGGUGGGAUAGGUGCAGUGGGUUCUUGUUUUAGAGAGAUGAUUGCCCAGUCCAGCCCUUUGUUUCAUCUGCUAGUCAGAAUGUUAUGACUAUGAGCAGCAAGCCACUUACUCUCAAUCUCGUUAAAGACCAUUGGACAUUUGCAGUGGGUUGUGGAUGACAACAUAAAUCAUGAAGGUUAAAUUACUGAAAUACAUUAUUCUAUACAGAUUACAAAAUUGGAAGGAUAUCUUAAGAAAGCAACACAACAAAUGCAACAUAAACAGCAAGUGCAACAGUAAGCAACAUUUUAAUUAUUAUCCUGACCACUUAAUUGUUGAUAGUAUGGGGUAAAGCUGUUUUGUGUACUUCUUGGAAAAUAUUUCAUUAUAGAAAAUAUUACACUGUAUUGGAUGGAACUUUGGUAUGAUACAAUAGAAAUAAUGUAUUCUUAAAUGGAAAAGAAAUGUAUUAAAUCCCGUCAACAUUCAAGUAUAGUCUUAUGAGAGUUUUAUUUUUUGUGUGCAAAAUCAUCUGCAAAAUUGCUUCAUUGGAAUCCAGAUAAGAUAUAUAUUUGUGAUCUGAUGGAAUUGUUUGCUUAUCAUUGAUAGCAACUUUAAAAGUUGCAAUUCCAUGUCGACUUAACUGUAAGCACCAUUGAACCCAGCAGGCACACUUCUAAGUAGGCAUGUAAAGGAUUGUACUGUAAAUCUCUAAAGGAAUUAUUAACCACUGAAUUAUUCAUAAAGGUAUUUGAAGAAUGCAGUUAUGCUUGUAGCCUGUUAGAAAAAGGACAAAUGGCAUGAGAUCUUAUAUAGUUUCAUAUAAGAUAGAAGUUCACUCCAAAAAAGCUUUAAUAAGGUACAGUUUUACAUAGAGAUGCUGCAAUAUUCUGUUGUUUAUAACUAAACAAAUUAAAUAUAACAUGGCAAGCUUAGUGGUUAAAAAAAUCUUUAAUGGUGUUUUAUUUUAACAUUUAGCAGCUUUCAAUCUCAAAUCAGUAGGUCUUCACCAAUGGAAACAGAUUAUGUGCCGUCUUCAGUGAGGAAAGUAAGUGUCCUUCUCUUUCCUGUGUCAAAUUAGGUGUAAUUAGGAAUCUUCCACUCUAAUUUCCAGAUAGAUAAAGUGAUGUGUCAGCAGGGAGAGUGGCUUCAAUAUGAGGGGAUACUCAAUUUAGGCAAUAGGGUUUGUGCUUGGGGUUGACACUGUGGAAUAGGUUUUCUCUGUGUGGGUCUCUUUACAUUACCUUACAUAUUCCAAUCUUCUUUUCCUGAUCCCAUUUGCACUUGGAUUGUGAACAUUCAGAAGGGGCUUGUCACCUUAGUAGCAGUGAGAAACAAGAGUUACAUUGAGACUGUGAAAUGAGCUUUGUAAUUGCUCUUCUUCUGGAGAGUUUAAAACUCUUGCCUUCCAUUCUGUCUUCUGUUCUGCUGGCUAAUUGUUUUGCUUAGUGCUGUUUAUUCCGUUUAUUGUUUUUGCAAUUUUUUAUUGCAAUUUUUUAUUUUAUUUGUUUUACUUUUUUGCAUGAUAGCUUGAGCCUCUUGGAAGCUGCUUAACAGAUUCUUUUAGUAAAUACAGAAUAGGUUAAUAAAGCACUUUAUUGAAUUUAAGUAGUACAAGUUAAUAAUAUCCCUCCUUGUCAAGAAACAAUCAAAUUACUGGCAAGCUAAAAUGUCCAUGAUACAGCAGCAGUUUUUUUUAAAAAAACUGAAAUUAUAUAUUUUCUAUGUUUCUACAUAUUAUACUGUCAAUUUUUCUGAAUUCAUCUAGACUGAAACAGCUGCUGGACCAACCAGGAUAUCAUUGAUAAGCCCACCUCAGAAUGGGCAUAUGGGUAAGAAGAUAUCAUGACCAAUUUUUAAAAGCUGAGUAGGAAUAGGUAUAAUUUAGCUUGCACCCUGAUAAUGGUUUUAUUCAUGCACACCUACCACUACUUGCUACCCUUGAGGAUGGGACAAGGUAGAAGGUAGCUGAGAUGAUAUUUUAAACUCUCAAAAAUUCCUUGAGGGUUUUCAGGAAUUCAGACUGAAUACUUGCAGGAGCCAAUUCCUUUUAGAGAAUCAUGCAAAAAUUUGUUCACCCAGCUCUAGAAUAAAUGUCUAACAACCCUACAUUCUGUUCAAAGGGUAGCUUGGCUAGUCUGCUCAAUACUUAGGUAAACUUUAUACCAUAUAUGUCAGCCUUUAGAUACUAAGAUUCAUGCAGGUGAAAAGUUUUCAGACUUUUCUAAUAAAUAUAGUGAUUUGGACUACGUAGAUUUCAGUUUCUAAUUGUUGUGGAAGAAGCACUGUUCUCAUUUUCAUCAUAUGUAGAAGUAUUUUAACAAAUUUGAUCCAUCAGUAUAUAAGUGAGGUCCAGAGGAACAUAUAUAGAUAGUUAGGAAGAUAAUAAAAAACCAAAUUACAGAAAAAUAAUAUAGUAGAUAAUGUUCGUUUGUUUUUUAAUGUUAUCAUUGGAUUUGUAACUUUUUACAAAACCAUGGCCCAUUUAUAAUGGUAAAAACAUUGUUGCUGAAAGUUUGACUGUCAAUCAUCUUGCUGGCUUCAAACGUAGUAGAUAAUUUCGAGUAAUCCAAAGGAUACAUUGACAUUUCACUUUUUCAAGAGGUAUACAGUGGUACUUCGGGUUAAGUACUUAAUUUGUUCCGGAGGUCCGUUCUUAACCUGAAACUGUUCUUAACCUGAAGCACCACUUUAGCCAAUGGGGCCUGCUGCUGCUGCCGCGCCGCCAGAGCACGAUUUCUGUUCUCAUCCUGAAGCAAAGUUCUUAACCCGAGGUAAUAUUUCUGGGUUAGUGGAGUCUGUAACCUGAAGUGUAUGUAACCUGAAGCGUAUGUAACCCGAGGUACCACUGUAUUAAAUUUAUGCGUUUCUGGAUAUGUGCUUUCAAAAUAAUGUAGUAUGCCAUCUAAAUUCUUUCAUGUUCUAAUAUAUUCAGGAAUGUUGUUUACAGGUAGUGUUACAUGGAGAGGUUCUCAAUUGUCUGGAAUGACUUCUUCUCAAAACAGUUCAUCAGGCUCUGUAAGGUAACAAACCAAUUUAGCAGUAAGAGUCAACUUUUGAAACGCAAGGGGCGUGUUUUUCCACCUUGGGCUGCAAGCCAUACCCCUUUAUGCAGGACUGUGCAUCCCUCCACUCAAUUUUGCCAGCCAGUGGCGCAAGCAUCUCCCUUCUGCCUCCCCACAGUAUCCACAUCAAGAGAGCCUGGUGGUUGGCCCAAAAAUUGGGGGUUCCGAGGACAGGGUGGGGGCAGGGUGUCACCUGCCCAGGACCGCAAGCUACUCUCACAGUCAAUCCUGGCUGGCAUAGGGCCUGAUAUUGGCCCUGUUGCUUUACCAGCCUGAAGCUGGCCCAGGGAUCAGACCCAAUCUGUCUGCCACUCACUCGUCUGUGAGUGGCCAGGCUGUGGGUGCAUCAAUAGCUGUGCAAAGCAGCGGUGAACAACUUGGAUUGAAGAGUUAUUUAUUUAUUUAUUUAUUUAUUUAUUUAACACCUUUCCUCAUAAGAUCACAGGGCGGUUCACAUCUAGGAAUUUUGUUUCUCCAAAGAAAAAAGUUAUUAUUCAAAUUGGCCUCCGUUUUCAAAUAUAUCCUGCUUGAAAUUUUUAUUUGUGAAUUUUUUAUUUAUUGUGUUAAAUAUUAAUAAAAUGUUUACUUUGUUGAAAACGAAGUCCUAAUCUUUAUAUCUCCAUUCUUUUUUAUUCUGACAGAAUAAAACUUCCAAGAAUACAUUCACCAAAUAUGUGGAAUGUACCUUGGUAAUUUUUUCCUCUUGAGGGGUAUCUCCUAACAGUACAGUACAACCUCUACUUACAAUCAUAAUUCGUUCCGGAGGCCUGUCGGCUGGGCGAAACCAGACACUAGUAGAGGUGUCAUUGUGCACAUGCGCAUUUGGCGACAACACGCUUCUGCGCAUGUGUAGAGGUGGCAGCCGCUUGUGCGCACACGCAGAUGGCAGAAGUCGCUUCCACGCAUGCACGAAUCGCGGCAAACCCGGUGUUUACUUCCGGGUUUGCCACAGUCGCAACUUAGAACGUCUGCGAGGCGGAUGUAAUUUAUCACUUUUUUGUUUUGUCAUUUCCAUAAUAUACAAAGUUUACUAAAUGUUUAACGGUCUAUAAAUGUAGCAAAUAAAUAAUAAAAGCCAUGCCUCUUGCUAAACAAAAAUGUACAUCCUGCUAGAAUUGAUUAUACAAUAGGCCUACCUUUCUCAAUAUGAGCUAUAGACACUGUCUUGUCCUUCUACUUUUUAGGUCAUUGUCCUUAAGAAUGCCAAAUAGGGAGACUUCUUAUAUGUCACCAUUCGUAUCAACACAAAAUAAUAGAGAUCAAACGCCAGAUGGAUUUGGACAAAGAACUAUGCAGCAUUAUCGAUGCACACCAACACCUUCACUCUCAUCAGUGACAAGACAUCCGAUCAGCCUUCCCAAUCUUUUACAAAGGCAGAAUUUAGGUAAGCAAGGUUAGUGAGUGACAGAAAUGACCAUAUCAAAAAUUAAAUUUAUAUCUAGUGUAAAGUGCACUGUACAGUGGUACCUUGGGUUAAGAACUUAAUUCGUUCUGGAGGUCCGUUCUUAACCUGAAACUGUUCUUAACCUGAGGUACCACUUUAGCUAAUGGGGCCUCCCGCUGCCGCUGCGCCACCAGUGCGCAAUUUCUGUUCUCAUCCUGGAGCAAAGUUCUUAACCCGAGGUACUAUUUCUGGGUUAACGGAGUCUGUAACCUGAAGCAUCUGUAACCUGAAGUGUCUGUAACCUGAGGUACCACUGUAUUGAUUUGUUGGGGCAGUAAUACCACUGUGUGAGCCUGGCAAGCAAUUGCCUUCUGAAAAUAAUACAAGCUAGGCUAUCAUCCUGUGGUCCCUGGAGUGGUGUUCUAUCCUUUGGGCAGAGGCCCAUGGGCAGAGGAGAAGGUCCAUCCUGGCAAACCUACUUGUGGCAAGUGCAACAGCAAAAAAGGGGGAUACCAUGGGUGGAUUAGGAGGAGGCUUUUCUAGAUCCCCUGACCCACAAAUAGACCCUGAAUAGGGAAGGGAAACACAAUAGCCUUGGAGACAGAGUACUUAUUUUUAUUCCAAUCAAUCAAUCAAUCAAUCAAUUUAGUUCAACAAUUUAUAUACAGUGGUACCCCGGGUUAUAUACGCUUCAGGUAUAUUUGGAGAAAUAUAUAUUAAAUGACAUUCUAUGAUGUCAAAAUUAUAUCUGGCAUUGGCCACAUGCAGAAUUGCUGCUACUAAAAUGUGAACCUUCCUUAUUUUUAGGUUGAAAGCGAGUUUUUAAGAAUUUGUGGCUCAAUAUGAUUUCUUCCAUUUUCAGUUUAUUUAUUUGCUAUUGUGAUAAUUAAUGUGUAUGAAUAAUGCAUUUAAUUUUGGGUAAUGAAAUUUAUUCUAGUUUUAAAUCUCUCCUUUUAUAGGUUCCACUAGUCUUCCAGGACAUUCAUUACACCUGCAAACGCCGUUCAACAGAGAACUCAUCCGCUGAAUAUUUUAAAAUGUAUAUAAAAAUAUAUAUAAAGAUUCAUACCACUGUACAGUAUCUGGC